CUCAAUGAGGCCAGGAGUCCCUCACACUCUGGUGAUCACUGAGCGGCAGAACCACGCCAGGGAGUUGAUGAGGGAGGCCGACCUGUCACAGUGGGACGCUAUCGUCAUCAUGUCAGGAGACGGACUUCUGUUUGAGGUGAUAAAUGGUCUGCUGGAGAGAUCGGACUGGGAGGAGGCCAUUCGGACUCCGCUGGGUAUCCUUCCUGGAGGUUCUGGCAACGCUUUGGCUGCAUCUGUACAUCACUACUCUGGCGCCUCUCCAGUGUCGAGUGAGGAGCUGCUGAUCAGCUGUGGUUUUCUACUCUGUAAAGGACUGGUUUCCCAUAUGGACCUGGUGUCCAUCCAUCUUUCCUCCAGCCCUCGUCUCUUCUCCUUCCUGUCGCUGGCCUGGGGCUUCGUUGCAGACGUGGACAUAGAGAGUGAGAAGUACCGUCACGUUGGCGCUGCUCGCUUCACUGUUGGGACUCUUGUGCGACUGGCUUCCCUCCGUGUCUACAAGGGCAGGUUGGCCUACCUGCCCGCCACACUAGUCUACAACAACCAGGAACACUCCAGGAAUAACAAGACACUUCAUUACAACAACCAGGGGUCUACCCCGUGCCCGGCCUCAAUCCUAUGUCCGUCCAGAGACUCCUCCUGCCAAACCGCUGUUCAGAACACUUUCCACAACUUCUGCCACUCCAACAACUCGCUCAAAGUGAGGAGGACAGAGAGCGUGCCUUCUCGAACCGCCACCAAAGCCCAGUCCGGCCCACCGGACUCCCUGCUGCUGCCUCUCGACCAGCCUGUCCCCAGAGACUGGGUGGUGGUGCAGGAAGAAGACUUUGUCCUCAUGCUGGCCAUGUACCAGUCCCACCUCGCGGAGGACCUGCUGGCUGCUCCAGACUCCACUUUAGACGACGGCCUCAUUCACCUUUUCUACGUUAAAGCUGGAAUAUCACGUGCUGCACUACUGAGGCUUUUCCUAGCUAUGGAGAAGGGCGCACAUAUGGCUACUAACUGUCAACAUCUGGUGCACAUGAAGGUGCGAGCGCUCAGGCUGGAACCAUUCUCACCCAAAGGGAUAAUCACAGUGGAUGGGGAGGUGGUGGAAUAUGGGCCGGUGCAGGCUGAGGUACACAGAGGCCUGGCGAGAUUAAUCACUGGAUGAACUGAACAUAAAUCAGCACCAGCUUUCAUCUCUGCUGUGAAAGGCUGAAAUAUGAAACAAUAAAGAAAAAAGCUUUGCAAACAUCCUGCUACAAAAGUAAAGCAACAGAUUUAUAAUGGUAAUGUUUUACAAUGGAUGUUAGCCUUAUAAAGGUACUGUAGAAGACCCAUGUUUUAAAGAAAAAGCUGUGAUGGAGGUUAAUACGUUAAAAGAAACAAGUGCCAUGUGUGGAGACCCAAACUGUUCAGUAUUAGAUAGAUAAACAGGACAUUAUUGAACGAAAAGGUUUUCAAUUACAGCUCGUGCAAAACUGGUCACACACUGCUAAAUCAAAUCAUAACCUAAAUCAAUAUUGAAACAUAUCAAUAAGUUUGCUCUCAGUAAAUAAUAAUGUUAACGUACUAGCAUUACGUAGUCUUGUCACGUUUAGAUGUUUAAAUGGGGAAAUGUCUACCUUUAAAAAGUUUUUUAAGAUUCCAUAAUAAUAAUAAUAAUAAUAAUAAUAAUAAUAAUGAUAAUAAUAAUACAGUUAUUUUAUUUCACGAUGACACUUUUGUUAGUCAAGACCAAAUGGGGUAGAGCCGUCAUGUAAUUGGCUGAAUGAGCCAAUGAGCAGCUGUCCAAUCACAGAUGUGGCCCAGAAUGACAUAAAAACUGGGAAAAAUGGAGACUAGAAGCUGAGUAAACAAAUGCACCGAGUUAUGUCGCUGUGCCGUGUCUACUUAUAUAAUAUUGAUCAGCGUGGGUCUCCUUCUAACCCUGUUUGAGCAGAGUGCAGUGUGUGUCCACUUCAGUUGAAAAACACACGUUUCAUCAUCUAACGGUGUCGCGUUUAUCUCAUCCUGUUUCUCGCUGCAUGUGGAGUGUUUCAUCUCAGUGCUGAAGCUGACAUAUCAGCAUCUUAUGCAACAGAGAGGGAUUGGAUUAAUGCCUUCAGAGCUCGUCUGUAGCCAAUGCAGAACGUGUGUGUGUGUGUGUGUGUGAGGCUGCGGUUGCUGUGGUCACUGCGGUGCUGUCAUUGCCUUGGUUUUCCUGAAGGUGACUCAGUUUUGUGGCUGUUUAUUGGAGCCUUAAACAUUCACUGAAAGGCCAGAGUCACUAAUGGACGUCCUGAUGGGUCAGUGGUCCAGGUCUGGGGCCGUGAUAAUUCUGGUUUAGCUAAAACAAACGUCCUGAAGGGACAUCAUCGCUUUGGUUUGUCAUUUAAUUCUUUAUAUCAGACCUAUUUGAGAUGUACAUGUCUGUGUGUUAUGUCACUAAGCAUCAGAGUCCCAGACUUGACAGGUUCACAGUUGUUGCCUUAAAGCCUCAGUAGUUCCAUCCUGCUUUCACGAGUCUUUCCCUUCCUACAGCCCCCAUUAUUUAUUAGAUUUCUGUCAGUCUGAUAGUAGUGUCAGUGCUCCAUAAGGCAGCCAGCAUGUGGGAGUAGUAUGAUGAUUGUUUUACCAAAUCCAUGUGAAAACAUUGUUAAAUGAUUACAGUAGAUUACCAAAAAAAUGUUGGCAGUGUUUUGAACUGGCUACAGGUGACUAGUUAUUAUUUACUUCAUCAAGGUGACACAUUAUAUUAUGUUGAUAAUGAUAGUGAAAAGUCAGAAAAACAUACAUUUCAAAGCCCACAACACUAUCAAAACUUUAUUAAAAGCUUUUGCUCUAUUGAAUUUAGCAGAAUAUCAGUCGGUGUAUUGAUGGUGAAAUGAUGAUGCACUCAAAAUUCUCCCACAUUGUCCAGAAAUCUGCCAAAAGCAAAGAAUAAUGAAGUAUUGUAUACUUGCAUAUGAUCAGAUCCCUUUUAUAACCACCUUAGUAACGGAUUUUUUUAAACUGUAAUUUAAUUAUGUGCACUACAGUUAUAUUUAGUUUGUAAUUUAAAGCAUCAGUGUAAAAUAUUUUGGGGUAUCUAAUUGUAGAAAUGGAUUAUAAUGUUCAUAAUGAUUAGAUUAUGUGUAAUCAUAUGAAAAGAAGAACAGUUGUGUUUUUGUUGCCUUAGGGUUGAAGUGUUUAUAUCCAGGUCACAGUGUUUCUAAAGCAUCAACAUCCUUUUUUCCAUCAUAUAGUGGGUGGAAUCCGGUUUGAUGCUGCAUUACAUCACCGACAAUAUUUCAGUUUGGAUCAGAGUUGUUAUCCCCUGAACCAAAAAGCCCAAAAUGGACACAACAAGCUGUGUUUGCAAUAAAUACCGAGUGACUGAAGUCUUGGAAAGUUGCAAAAAGCAAAAUGCGACUUAUGUGCAUUUCCGUAGGAUAGUUUGGUGUAAAUAUUCUGUAAUGUUGCCAGCAGGUGGUGCUGUAGGCUACAAUACACAUGGCUCUAAUAAAUGGAACAGAAGAAGCAGAACAUUGUUAUUAUUUUCCAUCUCCAGUGGCUGUGGUGGUUUAUUCCACUGAUGAGACCGAAGAAUUAUUCAGUGUCCUCAUCAGUCCGCACAAAUUUCAUAGCGAGCCAUGUUUUCAAAUUUUAUCAGAAUAUCUGUGAAGGCCCCGCUCAGUCACAAUUAGUCUUAAAUGUUCUGCAUGAAUAAAAGAGCAAAAACCACCUCAAGUGAUAAAACUGAAAUUCUGGAUUCAUUUCCAGAUUUUGCCGUCCCUAUAAACUUUUUCUGACACUAUGUACGAAAACAUGCAUGAAAGAUGUUUCUGGAAACCCACCAAGUGAUGCUAAGGACAAACCACCAUAGAGGAGGGUGAGGUGUAGAUACACAACAUCAUUACAUGGAACCAGUUUCUCCCAAAGACUGGAUUUUAUUGAGCCACAAAAGGAGAGUUUGGGCUUAUUUAGAUUUUCAAGGACAGUGUGUGUGUGUGUGUGUGUGUGUGUGUGUGUGUCACUGUGUUUCUCCUUUACACCUCCUCUGUGGGGUGCUCCUGCUCUGUCCUACGGCGCUGCUUCAGUUCAGGUGAUUGAUGUUUUUAGUACCUGAUGUGUUUCAUGACUGCAACUUCAUUCCUUCCACUGCAGUGCACUGUACCGUCCAUCCAUCCCUCCAUCCAUCCGUCCAUCCGUCCCUCCAGCUCUGCAGAGGCCUCUGAUCACACACAGACACACACUCACACUUCCCUGUGGGAGGUCUAUUAAUGAUCAUCACCUAGGUGUCCUUACCAUUGAGCUUUAAUUCACACAGAGCAGAUGAUGAGUCAGCGUUCGUGGCCUGUAACGCACACGCAGCAGAGUCGGACUGUAAACCGUCACCCGACUUCUCGCUCUGAUUUAAGUCGAGCGUUUCAUCGAAUUCACAUAAAGCAGGUCAGGAUGCUAGGACGUUAUGAAGCUGCUUUUCUUUGCUUGCAGAAAUGAUGAUGCCUUAAACUGGACUCUGAAGGAGCUGGUUAAACAGCAGAUGGAAAAGCAGGAGUGGGGGGGGGGGGGGGGCUCAUUAUUGACUUGUUAAAUGCUGCAUGAGGUAGGCGGCAUUGUGUUCCUGACAGGGCGCCCUUACUCUUCUUCGUCACCACAAGAGCAUUAGCAAACUGUCCUGACAAGACAAAGAGCUCAGUGGAAACAUUCACAGGGUUUUAUUUAUCAAGUCAUGAAAAUAUUUGGAAACGUAAAUAAUGGAACCAACUUGGAAAACUUUCCAGAAGGUCAUAUUUUUUUUUGUUAUUUUGUUAUUAUCAAACUGAAACUUUCUUGGCGCUAAUUAUUUUAAAUCAUGUUUACUCAUGAAGGAGUUCAACUGAAGAGCUACAAGCACAUACAGUAGUGCGCAAAGAAGUUUUGGACUUACAAUUUUACACAAUUUCAAAUAUAAAAUAUUUGCAGAAUUUUAAAAAAAAUUUUCUGUUUGUUUAAAAAAAAAUGGAGAUUCAUCAGACACAAGCAAAUGCAACUGUUUUUUGUUGUUGUUUAUUGUUGACAAAA
Molecule: messenger RNA, 5007 nt
Organism: Sphaeramia orbicularis (orbiculate cardinalfish)
Lineage: Eukaryota; Metazoa; Chordata; Actinopteri; Kurtiformes; Apogonidae
Product: sphingosine kinase 2-like
Exons: 4
Coding region: 5-1150 (381 amino acids)
Biological process (GO): phosphorylation; sphingosine biosynthetic process; negative regulation of apoptotic process
Cellular component (GO): intracellular membrane-bounded organelle; cytoplasm; membrane
Source: RefSeq, a predicted model, not a curated record